Molecule: messenger RNA, 3304 nt
Organism: Aricia agestis (brown argus)
Lineage: Eukaryota; Metazoa; Arthropoda; Insecta; Lepidoptera; Lycaenidae
Gene: Hr39
Product: nuclear hormone receptor FTZ-F1 beta
Exons: 17
Coding region: 587-2758 (723 amino acids)
Biological process (GO): tissue development; regulation of transcription by RNA polymerase II; hormone-mediated signaling pathway
Cellular component (GO): RNA polymerase II transcription regulator complex
Molecular function (GO): zinc ion binding; nuclear receptor activity; RNA polymerase II cis-regulatory region sequence-specific DNA binding
Source: RefSeq, a predicted model, not a curated record
GAGGUGAAAGGACAUGGCUUAGUUGUAGGUUUACUUUUACAAGUUUGUUCAAUGUUUUUCUUUACAAAGAAAAUUUCUGUGUGAAUCGAUAUCGCGUUCGGUGAACAGUGCUCGUAGUUUUCGUUUCGGACUGCUAUAUUGUGUCGGGCGAUACAGAAAAAAGUUGGAUUUGCGCAAUCGUGAGGGACUCGAAGUCAAUAAACUCGUCGGUGAUAUUUUAUGGGAAAGGUGUGCCGCGGCUGAUACCUGUUCGUGACAGGAGAGCGCACGAGGCCGGGAUGUGGUGCGGUGGGAGCAUGGUGCGGCGGCGUUAACGAUAAACAUGGUUGCAACAAGUGGCCUUGCUUUUAGACCACCUUUAAACUACCUAGACUUCCCGCGAGGACCAAGAACAUGUGAACAUCUCCAUGUAGCCAGACUAUCUUUGGAUGCCUUCAAAAUGACCGAUUCAAGAUGAUAAGUUUUGUAAUAUUUUUAGAAUAAUGCAAUUGAAUAGUUUUUGAAGAUUUUUCGUCGACUAUUUUUGAGAAUUUUUUGCGGACGAUAUAAUUGAAUGGUGCUAUAGUGUAGUGUUGUGAAGUUAUCGAUGAAUACGAUGGGUGACGCUGAGCCUGUGAAGGUGGAAGGAGGACAUAUCUCUGUGACCACCAUCAGCAUGUCGGGCCCGGACAAUAGCAAUGGUCAAUUCUCGUAUAGCUCCAGCGGAGUCCGCAUCAACGUGUCGUCGGACAUCCACGACGAGGACUCCACUGAUGCCGAAAUAUCAAAAAUUGACUUUAAUCAACAUCAAUAUGAGGUCAAUAUGCGGAACAAGAAGAAACGGUCGAGUGGACAGUUUGAGCCCCCAAAUCCCUCACAGGAGCGACCAAUGUCGUGGGAAGGAGAACUCUCCGACUCCGAAAUGGUCAUAGACACCAGUGGGAAUAAUGACGAGAACAGCAAUUCCCUUGAGCUGCAGUCAUCUCGGGACUCCAUAGAUACUCUCCGCAAUGUCACCAUCAAGUCCGAGCCUCGGCACGAACAGGACGACCGCGUGCUGGACCUCAAGUAUAACGCGCUGCAGCCGCAUCAGAGAAGUCUUAGUAUGAACAGGAUAUCAGACAGCAGUCUAUCUCUGUCGCGGCGGCCGUCUUCCCCCGUAGGCAAGCCUAGCUCGGAGUUCGAGCCGCCACCGAACCCGCUAGCUGAAGUACAGAACCUCACCAUCAAAAAGGAGCAGCUUUCAGAAUUGAAAUGCGAGCCGCUAAGCAUGGAGAAGAUCCUGAGUGUUGGCUCACCGCUGCUGGGGCGGCUGCCGCGCGUGCAGUCCAGCGCCAGCACCGACUCCGCUGUACACUCCAUGUAUACUCACAGUGUAUACAGCAGUCCUUCAGCGUCGCCUCGUCCGCAGCGGCUGUACACGCCGUCGCUGUCGCGCAACAACAGCGAUGCAUCACACUCCUCCUGCUACUCAUACAGCUCCGAGUUCUCGCCCACGCACUCACCCGUGCAGAGCCGGCAUCCGCACCUGGUGUAUCGCGAGGCUGGUGGCGUCGAGGAGGACGAUGGUGGGGAGCAGCUACAUCACCACCAGGGGAUCAGUAGGCAGCAGCUUAUCAACAGUCCAUGUCCCAUCUGCGGCGACAAGAUCUCCGGGUUCCACUACGGGAUAUUCUCGUGCGAGUCCUGUAAAGGGUUCUUCAAGCGCACGGUCCAGAACCGCAAGAACUACAUGUGUCUACGCGGCGGGAACUGUCCCGUCACUGUCGCGACGAGGAAGAAGUGUCCCGCGUGUCGAUUCGACAAGUGCCUAUGCUGUGGGAUGAAACUUGAAGCGAUCCGCGAGGACCGCACGCGCGGCGGGCGCAGCACGUACCAGUGCUCGUACUCGCUGUCCGGCGCCGCGUCCACCGGCUCGCUGCUGGCCGCGCCCGCACCGCCCGCGCCGCUUCGACACGCCUCCAGCCUCACUUGUGUGAACGGCCCAGCGUCGUACAGCAGUCGAGGCGAGGGCAGCAGCAGUCGCCACACGCCAGACAUACCGCCGUUAUUGCAAGAGAUAAUGGACGUGGAGCACCUGUGGCAGUACAACGAGUCGGAGCUCCCGCACCGGGGCUCGGGCUCGAAUCCCCUACUCGCGGCGUCCGGCAUCACAGCCACCGCCGCCAGCGCUGACUUCCUGGCUGAUCUAUGUCAUGUCGCUGAUCAUAGACUGUACAAGAUCGUAAAGUGGUGCAAGAGUCUGCCGUUAUUUAAGAAUAUCUCGAUCGACGACCAGAUCUGCCUGCUGAUCAACAGCUGGUGCGAGCUGCUGGUUCUGUCGUGCUGCUACCGCGGCGUCGCCUGCCCCGGCGAGGUGCGAGUUGGAGGUCCCAACGGCAUCACGCUGCAGCAGAGCGCCAAGUACGGUUUGACGCCGUGCAUCGAGCGCAUGCUGAGCUUCACGGAUCACCUGCGGCGGCUGCGCGUCGACCGGUACGAGUACGUCGCGCUCAAGGUCAUCGUGCUGCUCACCUCAGACGCUGCAGAGCUGCGCGAGGCAGAGAAGGUGCGCGUGUCGCAGGAGCGGGCUCUGGCGGCGCUGGCGGCGUACACGUCGGCGCACUCGCCCGACCAGCCCGCCAAGUUCGGCGAGCUGCUGCUGCGCAUCCCGGACCUGCAGCGGACCUGCCAGUUCUUUAUGCAAGUCGGCAAGGAGAUGCUGAACCCGGCGAACAAGAAAGACGGCGACGGCCCCAGCUUCAACCUGCUCAUGGAGCUGCUGAGGGGCGACCACUGAUAUUGCUCAAGUGUCAAUAGGCUAGUACACAGUAUAAAUAUUAUAAUACAGUAGAUUAACUAAGCCGCGCGCGCGUCCUUAAAAUCGCACAAAUUCUGCGUGACCAUUAAAGCUAUAUGAAUGGUUAGUCAAAAUGCAUUCGCUAGUUUGGAUAGCAAAGUUAGAUGUCAAAAAUGUAUGGAAUUUGAUAUUACGCAUUGCUAACUCUCAUAUCGCUUGCGAUGCGUUAUGUCAAUUCCUAUAAUUUUUUGACAUCUAACUUCGGUAUCGAAGCCAAAUGCAUUUUCACGGGACACUCUGAAUUUAUUUGUGUGCGAUGCGACGGCCUGUUCUAAAGUUGGUGUACUGUAUAUUAUUUAUAUUGUGUUAGACGUUCGUCAAGUGAUAUAACGAUAUUGCCUUAAGCCCUUUUGGCCUUCAACUAAGACUGCUUUUACUUACUCAUUUACAAUGUACAGCAAAUUCUGUGGCGAUUAUCUGAAACAACGAAUUAUUUUUUACUCUUAAUCAUCAGGAUUUCGUAAGCUACCCUCCUUUUUAAUUUUA